Messenger RNA from Cutaneotrichosporon cavernicola, 879 nucleotides. RefSeq lists its product as uncharacterized. Gene Ontology annotation, cellular component: ribosome; mitochondrial large ribosomal subunit. The record is from RefSeq and is a predicted model, not a curated record. Lineage: Eukaryota; Fungi; Basidiomycota; Tremellomycetes; Trichosporonales; Trichosporonaceae. Gene Ontology annotation, molecular function: structural constituent of ribosome. The transcript has 3 exons. Bases 1 to 879 code for a protein of 292 amino acids. Gene Ontology annotation, biological process: translation.
AUGAAGCACGGUCUCAAGAUGCGCAAGCUGCAGCGAACCAGCUCGCACCGCCAUGCGCUGCUCCGUAACUUGGUCUCGGCCCUCCUCCACCACGAGAUGAUCAAAACGACCGUUCCAAAGGCCAAGGAGGCCGCGCGCAUGGCCGAGAAGAUCAUCACCCUCGGCAAGAAGGGCACGAAUGUCGCGCGCUCCAACGCCCAGGCCUUCCUCAUGCCCGCGCACCACUACGCCGCAGACGCCUACAACGCGCCCGUGACCCCUACCCUUCCCCCUUCCGCGCUCGAGAGCGCCGACCCCGAGAACUUUGUUCCCAACACAUCGCUGCUUCCCAAAGUGUUUGGACAGCUUGCAGAGCGCUAUGCCGAGCGGCCGGGCGGGUAUACGCGUAUCCAGAGGUUCGGGAAGCGGCCAGGAGACAACGCGCCAGUUGCGAUUUUGUCGCUUGUUGAUGGGCCGCGCGAUCUGAAGUUUGAGAUGGCCGCGCGGGCGGCUGCCAGGGACAGCCUUACGAGCGGCGUGCUUCCCAGGACGAGGAGGAGCGUUCAGCGUGUGCUCAAGUACCGCGGAGACGAGGGGAAGGCCGAGUUCGACGCACUGAAACAGGACUAUUCGCUCCGCCUCCGCGCCGAGGGCGACGAAUCCUACCCCGAGCUCGGACACCAGCGCGACGGCCCACCCGCCCGCUUCAAGUUCCGGCCUCACUCGUUCACCAAGCCGCAGCACGGACGCAAGCUCAUGGCCGGUGAGCGUCUGGCCGGUGUGCCGAUCCACCACACUGGAUUGGGGAUUGCGCGUGGUGCCCUUGGACGAAACCCCAAGCCCGUCAAGCAGCUGUUUGCGAGCGAGGUGCAGAAGGCGGACAUCACCAAGGUCGACUAG